Botrytis fragariae is the source of this 1423-nucleotide messenger RNA. RefSeq names its product putative mip family channel protein. Gene Ontology annotation, cellular component: plasma membrane. Gene Ontology annotation, biological process: transmembrane transport. Gene Ontology annotation, molecular function: water channel activity. The transcript is spliced from 4 exons. NCBI's taxonomy places the organism in Eukaryota, Fungi, Ascomycota, Leotiomycetes, Helotiales, Sclerotiniaceae. The record is from RefSeq and is a predicted model, not a curated record. The coding region runs from base 1 to 1131 and encodes 376 amino acids.
AUGGCUGCCAAUAACGAUGUUAAUGGUGGUCUAAAAAAUCAUUUCAUCGCUUUCCUGGGCGAAUUCGUCGGAACAUUUCUCUUCCUCUUUUUCGCUUAUGGCGGAACGCAAACUGCCAAUCAGACAUCUCAAAGAAACCCAUCGAUAGUUGCAAGUCCUGAUAUAAAUCAAUUGCUUUACAUUGCUUUGAUUUUCGGCUUCAGUCUCACCGUCAACGUCUGGAUCUUCUUUCGUGUUAGUGGAGGACUUUUUAACCCGGCUGUCACAUUAGCUCUUUGCCUUGUAGGUGUGGUGGGUCCUGUCAGAUCUAUUUUCAUAUUCAUAGCCCAGGUUCUUGCCUCUAUCACUGCUGCCGCCGCGGUUCGAGGCCUUCUUCCAGGAGACGCUGUACUCUUUAGUUGUGCACUGGCCUCCGGUACUUCCAUUGCCCAAGGACUCUUCCUUGAGAUGUUCUUCACUAUCGAGCUAGUGUUUACCAUUCUCAUGUUAGCAGCCGAGAAAACUAAAGUCACCUUCGUGGCACCUGUGGGGAUAGGACUCUCGCUCUUUGUUGCGGAGUUGAUGGGCGUUGCUUGGACAGGUGGUGCUUUGAAUCCAGCUAGAGCAUUUGGCGCAGAGGUUAUCGGAGGAUUUAGGGGUUAUCAUUGGAUUUACUGGUUAGGACCUUUCAUGGGGGCGGUUCUCGCAGCGGGCUUCUACAAGGCAAUCAAAUUUCUCAACUAUGAACAGGUAAACGGUGAACAAGAUCUUUCCGCUGAAGAGAUACAAAUUAGAGAUGAAAAGAAAGCUCGAAAGAAGGAAGAAAGGCGAAGAAAACAAAAUUUUGCACAUAUUUUUCAACACGGGAGAAUGCAUCAACAUCAUGCAAAUACCAGAAACGGAGGAGUAAAUGCUGCAGAUGAUGGAAGACCCAAUUCAGCACCUUCUUACACAGGGCCUCCGGCUGAGAACCACGCAUGGCCGCAUUCAGCAAGUACCAUCAGGGAGAAUGGAGAUUUUUCGAGGUUUGCGGAGGUGGGAAGUCAGGAUGGUAUUGUGAUUACACGAGAGCAACCGGCAGAACAGUAUAGGCUAAGCGGAGAGAGAUACGUUCAGGAUGCUAAUGCUCAGAAUAGAGCCAAAACACCUUGAAACGGAUGUUGGUUAGAUGGGAAAGCUACGCAGUUGGAGAGUUCGUAUGGAACUUGUUGUCGAUAAUCUCUCCAAUUGUCGAAUUACGCAUAUGUACGAUAUACUGGCAUUGCAUUUGCCUAGCAUAGGCGCAAGCAUGGGGAAACAGAACACGCACGCACACACACACAGUACAGAAAUGGGAAACAGCAAGGCAGAUCUUGGGCAUCUGCACUUUCGCAUGACUAGAUGGCGUAUAGCCGGAAGCAUUCAAGCAUUCAAGCAUAGAUUUAAAGAAAAAAAUAUUGUUUAG